This is a messenger RNA of Mucor velutinosus, 564 nucleotides long. RefSeq names its product arylformamidase (gene BNA3). NCBI's taxonomy places the organism in Eukaryota, Fungi, Mucoromycota, Mucoromycetes, Mucorales, Mucoraceae. The transcript is spliced from 2 exons. The record is from RefSeq and is a predicted model, not a curated record. The coding region runs from base 1 to 564 and encodes 187 amino acids.
AUGUCAGAUCAAAAUAGCAAAACAUUGCAAAAGAUCAAAAAGUUUUCUCGAUUCAUUACGACCAAAGUAAAAGAAAAGACGCUACACAAAUCACAAAAUGACGCCGAGGGAGAUGAGGAAGAUGAAGAUGCAUUAUUCCAAGAUGCAAUGAUUGUCCGAAGACAUAGUAGUUAUAUCUACCAGCCCACGAAAAAAGAGGAUAUAGCAGCUAUUACUCUUAAAGAAGACUUAUACCAGCAUUACCACACACUGCCGCCUGCCAUGCCACCUACGACAUCUGCAUUAUCCCCUCCACCAAGACAAAUGAGAUCGAAAACUGUCCGUGCUGAUAAUGACAACUGUAAUGACAAGGCCACGAAUGUGAUAUCUAAGCCAUGCCUAAGUCGAAGCAAUACAUUGGGUCAUCACACUCCUAUCAGAAACACUCCUAUUCAUCAUUCUUCCUUUAGCACUACUGCAAUGUCUUCCUCUUCCUCUUCCUUUAUUAUGACCUCUCCUCCCUCGUCUACUUCCUUAUCUUCAUUAAGUGGACGUUGCAAUGUUAACCACACGUUGAUUAAUUAA